Molecule: messenger RNA, 2658 nt
Organism: Gavia stellata (red-throated loon)
Lineage: Eukaryota; Metazoa; Chordata; Aves; Gaviiformes; Gaviidae
Gene: IL1RAPL1
Product: interleukin 1 receptor accessory protein like 1
Exons: 13
Coding region: 1-2658 (885 amino acids)
Biological process (GO): signal transduction; negative regulation of exocytosis
Molecular function (GO): interleukin-1 receptor activity
Source: RefSeq, a predicted model, not a curated record
AUGCAGAGGGACCUCAAUAGGCUGGAGAAAUGGGUCAAGAGGAGCCUUGUGCAGUUUAACGAAGGGACGUGCCAAGUCCUGCUUCUGGGGAGGAAUAACGCCAGUCACCAGCACAGACCAGGGCCAACCAGCUGUAAAGCAUCUCUGCAGAGAACGACUGUGGGAUCCUGGUGGACACCAAGUUGGACACUAGAUACCAGUGUGCCCUUGCAGCAAGAAAGGCCAACAGUGUCCCGGAGUUGUUCUCAGCAAGUUGAAGUAGGUGAUCCUGCCUCUCUACUCAGCCCUACUUCUAUGCAGGCAGAUGAUCUGACCCUGCAGCAGUGGUGCACACGACAGCAGGGGCAGGUGCUGCUGUUGCCACCCCAAGGUAGUCGAGUGACUCCUGACUUGAAUGCCAAUUCAGGGAACUUCUUUAUAGAGGAGGAGAUUUCCAAUGAAAGGAAAGCAGGAAUUUUACUGGAUAAGACAAGUCCAGAGGCUGGACAGGAAUUCCAAGAUCUGCUUAACUUGUUCUUGAAUAAUCCAUUAAAAACACUGACAGUAAUCUUCCUGGCAAUAUCUAUUUGCACAUUUGCUGUUAUUGCACUUUUUGUUAAGGUAGUUUCUUUUCCUCAUUCAAAUCUAACCCAGACUUUCACACUUUUUGCUGAUGGAUGCACUGACUGGUCUGUGGAUUACAAGAAAUAUCAAGUUCUAAUGGGAGAACCUGUUCGUAUAAAAUGUGCACUCUUUUAUGGAUAUAUUAGAGCUAAUUACUCCCUCGCCCAAAGUGCUGGACUUAGUUUGAUGUGGUACAAAAGCUCUGGACCUGGAGAUUUUGAGGAACCUAUAGCUUUUGAUGGAACUAGAAUGAGCAAAGAAGAAGACUCCAUUUGGUUCCGACCAACAGUGGUGCAAGACAGCGGGCUCUAUGCAUGUGUUAUAAGAAACUCAACUUACUGUAUGAAAGUGUCCAUUUCGCUGACGGUGGGUGAAAAUGACACUGGACUCUGCUACAAUUCAAAGAUGAAAUAUUUUGAAAAAGCUGAACUUAGCAAAAGCAAGGAAAUCUCAUGCCCUGAAAUUGAGGAUUUUUUAUUUCCAUUUAGGGAGCCUGAAAUUCUGUGGUAUAAGGAAUGCAAGUCAAAGACGUGGAGAUCAAGUAUUGUGUUUAAAAAGGACACUCUUGUCAUUCGGGAAGUUAGAGAGGAUGACAUUGGAAAUUACACUUGUGAGUUAAAAUAUGGAUUCUUUGUUGUCAGAAGAACUACGGAAUUAACAGUUACAGCACCACUAACAGAUAAACCACCAAAGCUUUUACACCCCUUGGAGAGUAAGCUAACAAUUCAGGAGACCCAGUUAGGGGGUUCUGCUAAUCUAACCUGCCGAGCUUUCUUUGGAUAUAGUGGAGAUGUCAGUCCUUUAAUCUACUGGAUGAAAGGGGAGAAGUUUAUUGAAGAUUUGGAUGAUAGUCGAGUCUGGGAAAGUGACAUCAGGGUUCUCAAGGAACAUCUUGGGGAACAGGAGGUUUCCAUCUCAUUGAUUCUUGACUCUGUGGAAGAGGCAGACCUGGGGAAUUACUCAUGCUAUGUCGAGAAUGGAAAUGGACGCCGACAUGCCAGUAUUCUUCUACAUAAAAGGGAGCUGAUGUACACAGUUGAGCUUGCUGGUGGGCUUGGUGCUAUUCUGCUGCUGCUUGUUUGUUUAGUGACUAUCUACAAGUGUUACAAGAUAGAGAUUAUGCUGUUCUACAGGAAUCAUUUUGGAGCUGAAGAACUAGAUGGAGACAACAAAGACUAUGAUGCAUAUCUAUCGUAUACCAAAGUGGAUCCUGACCAGUGGAAUCAAGAAACUGGAGAAGAAGAAAGAUUUGCUCUUGAGAUCCUACCAGAUAUGCUUGAAAAGCAUUACGGAUACAAGCUGUUCAUACCAGACAGAGAUUUGAUUCCCACAGGAACCUACAUUGAAGACGUGGCAAGAUGUGUAGACCAAAGCAAGCGACUGAUCAUCGUCAUGACUCCAAAUUAUGUGGUAAGAAGAGGCUGGAGCAUCUUUGAACUGGAAACGAGGCUUCGAAACAUGCUAGUCACGGGCGAAAUCAAAGUGAUACUGAUUGAAUGCAGUGAACUACGAGGAGUUAUGAACUACCAGGAGGUUGAGGCCCUGAAACAUACCAUCAAGCUCCUCACUGUCAUUAAAUGGCAUGGACCAAAAUGCAACAAGUUAAAUUCCAAGUUCUGGAAACGUUUACAGUACGAAAUGCCUUUUAAGAGGAUUGAACCCAUCACACACGAGCAGGUUUUAGAUGUCAGUGAGCAGGGGCCCUUUGGGGAACUGCAGACAGUCUCCGCAAUUUCCAUGGCUGCUGCCACCUCCACUGCUCUUGCCACUGCCCAUCCAGACCUGCGCUCCACCUUUCAUAACACAUAUCAUUCACAGAUGCGCCAGAAACACUAUUAUCGAAGCUAUGAAUACGAUGUACCUCCUACCGGCACCCUGCCGCUUACCUCAAUAGGUAACCAGCAUACCUACUGCAACAUCCCUAUGACACUUAUAAACGGGCAGCGGCCACAGACAAAAACUAACAGGGAGCAGAAUCCGGAAGAGGCUCACACAAACAGUGCAGUACUGCCCCUCUUGCCACGGGAGACCAGUAUAUCAAGUGUCAUUUGGUGA